AGCUGCCUUCUUUUGGCUUUCAUUAAUCUCUCUCUGUCUCUGCACACAAAAAAAACCCCCAAAAGCUGGAUUUCUCCAUUUUCAAUGAACAAUUAUGAGUUUUUAAACCUCAUUAUGAUACUUAGUAGAUUAAUCUCAAAGAUUUUGAAGCUAAUUGGUCAUUUUUCAUUGUUGUUAAUCAAUAAUCACUUUGGCUUUAUCUUUUGUUGCUUGACUGUUAUAAUACGUCGAGCUUCUUAAGUCUUCAUCCUUGUCCUGUCACUUGUCAGAGACUUAAGAUUCAAGAAGAAGACGAGUUUCUUUCUCUUUCUCUUCAGGAAAAAAAUGGGUUUCUUGUGUUCUUCUUCAAUCUUCUUCAAGUUGGGAAUAUCUAUAAUCUUUCUAGUGUCUUUCUCUUGUUAUACUCCUUCAGAAGCUUAUGAUCCUUUGGAUCCAAGUGGGAACAUUACUAUCAAAUGGGAUAUCAUGACCUGGACUGCAGAUGGCUAUGUGGCGGUUGUAACGAUCUAUAAUUUCCAGCAAUAUCGUCACAUUCAGGCACCAGGUUGGACUGUCGGAUGGUCAUGGGCAAAGAGAGAGGUUAUAUGGGGAAUGAAUGGAGGCCAAACAACAGAACAAGGAGACUGUUCGAAAUUCAAAGGAAACAUUCCUCAUUGCUGUAAAAAGACACCUUCUGUUGUUGAUCUCUUACCCGGAACUCCUUACAAUCAGCAGAUUGCUAAUUGCUGCAGAGGCGGUGUCAUCAACUCGUGGGCUCAAGAUCCUGCUACUGCUGUUUCUGCUUUCCAGCUCACUGUUGGACAAGCUGGAACCACAAAUAAGACUGUUAGGGUACCUAAGAAUUUCACUCUCAAGGCUCCUGGACCUGGCUAUACUUGUAGCCCUGGUAAGAUUGUGAAACCGACUAGAUUCAUCGGUACUGACAAACGAAGAGUUACACAAGCAUUAAUGACUUGGAAUGUAACUUGCACAUACUCGCAGUUCUUAGCUCAGAAAACACCUACUUGCUGUGUAUCACUUUCAUCGUUUUAUAACAGCACAAUAGUUUCUUGUCCGACAUGCUCUUGUGGAUGCCGUAACACUUCUCAGCCAGGGAAUUGUGUAGACCCAAAAGGUCCUCGGAUAGCAUCAGUCAUUCCAAAUCCUGGAAAGAACGCAUAUAUACCGCCCCUAGUGCAAUGUACAAACCAUAUGUGUCCUGUUAGAAUCCACUGGCAUGUGAAGGUUAACUACAAGCUGUACUGGAGAGUUAAAGUCACCAUCACAAAUUUCAACUACAACAUGAACUAUACACAGUGGAAUAUCGUCGUGCAGCAUCCUAAUUUCGACAAUCUCACUCAGACUUUUAGCUUCAACUAUAAACCCUUGACUCCUUAUGCUUCCAUAAAUGAUACUGGGAUUCUCUGGGGAAUAAAGUUCUACAAUGAUCUGUUGAUGCAAGCUGGUCCAUUUGGUAAUGUACAAUCUGAGCUACUUUUCCAGAAAGAUGCAUCGGCUUUCACAUUUGAGAAAGGUUGGGCUUUUCCAAGAAGAAUCUAUUUCAAUGGAGAUAACUGUGUCAUGCCUCCUCCAGAUUCUUACCCUUGGCUGCCAAAUACCGGUUCACACAAAUCAAUUGGUUCUCGGUUUGCAGCAAUCGCCUUGUUGUUACUGACUGUGCUCCUACAUGGGAACUUGUAAGAAAUAAGAAUCAUCAAGUGUAGAGCGUAGCUUCCUAUCAAGAGAGAAUUGUUAGCUUAUUGUUUCCUAUCGACUGUUGUUGUCUGUACUCAGUACAACCGUUUAAUCUUUGUAUUAUCACUAACUAGAUUAAAUGAUAAUGGUUACUAUAUGA
This is a messenger RNA of Camelina sativa (false flax), 1834 nucleotides long. Its product is annotated as COBRA-like protein 1. NCBI's taxonomy places the organism in Eukaryota, Viridiplantae, Streptophyta, Magnoliopsida, Brassicales, Brassicaceae. Gene Ontology annotation, cellular component: plasma membrane. Gene Ontology annotation, biological process: cellulose microfibril organization; plant-type cell wall cellulose biosynthetic process. The record is from RefSeq and is a predicted model, not a curated record.